UGAAUGUUUUGUUCGAAAUGUUUUGAUCAAUUUCAAUUUUAAAUUUUGAGUUUUUUAAUGAAACGUGUUUGAUGAUGAAAUAAAUCCUAAUCUUUCGAAGAUUAAAUGGCAAAACGUAAGAAAAAUACAAUCAAAUAUCGUUUCGAUGAUUGUCAAUCUGAUUCGGUGGAUAAUGAAACAAACGAUAUGAAUUCAGAAGAAAGUAAAAAAGAUCUGCUCAUACCAUCAUCGUAUGAAGAAUUUACGAACAAAAGAGCUGCUAAAGAAUCACGUUUAAAAUAUAAUCGUUUGACAGAAAUUGAAGAAAAUUAUUUUGAAAAUGAAGAUCAUAAAACUUAUUUAAAUCUUCGUAAUGCUAUUCUACGAAUAUGGCAUAAUAAACCAUCGUUGGGUCUUACGGCUGAAAUUAUUCGAGCAAAAAUCAAAAUCACUGAUAAAAAGAAAUUAGAAUUGGCCGAAAAAAUCUUAAAAUUUCUUGAACGUUAUGGUUAUGUAAAUUUUGGUGUAUUUGAAAAUACUUUACCAAAUGAAUGUGUAAACGUAAAGAAUCGAGAACGAACAAUAAUUGUUAUUGGAGCCGGUGCUUCAGGAUUAGCCGCCGCAAGACAAUUAAUUUAUUUUGGUUUUAAUGUUAUUGUUUUGGAAGCAUCCAAACGUAUUGGUGGUCGAUGUUAUGCAUUUUAUAAAAAUGAAAUAUUCUUUGAUCCGGGUAAUAUUUUAGUGAAUGGUAUCAAAGGUAAUCCAAUACGAACUGUUAUGAAACAAUUAGGUUUGAAUGCCAAACAAUUAAAAUCCAAACAUAAAUUAUAUAUGGAUGGUGAAUUAGUUGAUAAGAAAAAAGAUCUUGUAAUGCAUAAAAUAUUUUUAAUCUUUCUUCGUACACUAUAUUUUCUUGCUAUUGAAAAUCAAAUCACUGAAUUUAAUAAUCAAACACUUUCACCGGAAAAUAUAUUCGAUAUAUUUAUCUAUUUUUUAGAAACGGCUGCAACAACAAAAGCAAAAGAAAAUUGUAAUAAAAUGUUACGUUUGGAAGAAAAUCUUGGUGAAAAUUUAAAACCAUUAAUGGAACAAUUUGAAUAUUUUUUUCGAAAUAUUGAAUUUUUUCGUACAAUCAAAUAUAUGAAUAGUAUUCGAUCGAAUAUUCAAGAUCAAACUAAUGUCGCUGACGAUGAUGAUGAUGAUGAUUUUGAUCGAACAAUUAUUUUCGAUCAUACAAUAUUGAAUUAUACAAAGAAUAGUUGUAGUUUUGCAUCCAUACUAAAAAGUCAUAUGGCCUUUUUGGAAUGUAUAAUAUUUAAUGAUAUACAUAAAAAAAUAUCAAUGAAAAAAAAUGAUUUACUAAAUUCGGAUAAAUUUAAAGGUUGUAGUGAAUUUUUUUCACUCGAAGAUAUGCGUAUAUUUGAAUGGUAUUUUGGUACAUUGGAAUUUUUUCUUGGUUCUCCCUUAUCCGAUUAUUCAUUGGAAAAAUUUGCUAAUGAUGAUUUUAAUCAUUCAAAUGAACAAUAUAUUUUACCAGAUGGUUAUAUGAAUUUUAUGCAAGCAAUGUAUUCACAAUGUUGUUCAAUGAAAAUUUAUAAACGAAUGCGUGCACAGAAAAUUAUUAUCAAACAAAAAAGUGUUGAAGUAAUUGCCAUUAAACAAAAUGAUAAUUCCGAAACAAUUACAUUCAAAGGUGAUGCAAUUAUCUGUACAUUACCAUUGGGUGUAUUGAAAAAAGCUAUUCAAAAUGAAAAAAAUCCCGAAUUCGGUAAUAAUAUUGUUUUCGAACCACCAUUACCACAAAGAAAAAAACAAGCAAUCGAAAAUCUUGGUAUUGGUACUGUGAAUAAAGUAAUACUUGGAUUUGAAGAUGAUUUUUGGCAAUCAAAAGAUCAAUUUUUUGGAAAUGUUGCCAUGUCACGUGAAUGUAGAGGUGAAUUUUUAAUGAGUUUUUUUAAUAGUCCAGUGACAAAAAACAAUGAUACAGAUGAUACAAACAAAACAACAACAACAACCAUAUCGACCGAUAGUAAAAUGAAUAAAAAUAAAAAAUUACCACAACCAAAACAAAAACCUAAACAAAUGUAUUCGAUAACAUCUAUAUUAUGUGGACAAAGUAUUGAAACAAUUAACCAAAUGAAUGAUUUAUUAAAUGAUAAUAAUGAUACCAAUAACAGCAACAACAAUGAAGAUGUUAUUAUUGUAAGUAAAUGUUAUAGUGGUCUGAAAGAAAUAUUUGAAAAUAUACCACAAUAUACUGGUGCAUUGGUUACACAUUGGGAACGUGAACCAUUUUAUUUAGGUACACAUUCAUAUCAAUCAAUUCGUUCGAAAUCAAAUGAUUAUGAAAUUAUUGCCGAACCAAUUUCAAUAAAUUCCAAUCAUCAAAUUCCACGAUUAUUUUUUGCUGGUGAACAUACCAGUAUUGAAUAUCCGGCUACUGUACAUGGUGCAUUUUUAUCUGGUUUACGUGCAGCCACCGAAGUAGCAAAUUGUUUUGAUCCAUUAAUUUUAUAAUGUUUUAUUUUUAUUUCAAUGAUAAUAAUAAUUUCAAAUUCAUUUUGAUUUGAAUCAAUGAAAAUGAAAAACAAUCAUUCUUCAAUAA
Dermatophagoides pteronyssinus (European house dust mite) is the source of this 2584-nucleotide messenger RNA. RefSeq names its product putative lysine-specific histone demethylase 1. Gene Ontology annotation, biological process: chromatin remodeling. The record is from RefSeq and is a predicted model, not a curated record. NCBI's taxonomy places the organism in Eukaryota, Metazoa, Arthropoda, Arachnida, Sarcoptiformes, Pyroglyphidae. Gene Ontology annotation, molecular function: transcription factor binding; flavin adenine dinucleotide binding; chromatin binding.